GUUAAAAAAAAUCCUGUAUGGGCUGCAGAAAGAUUGCCCUUAGCAAAAUAAGUACAGCUAAAUAUGCAAAUCCCCGCCCCUUGAAAGAGGCAGAAAUCAAAUCUCAAGCCAACAGGUGCAGGAAUUCUGGAGAGGAGGCCAGACAGCAAAUUGGAGCGGCUUGGAGAAGAUCAGGAGUGAUUGCUGGAAAAGGCAACAAGCAGGAGCCAUGAGUGGAGCAAACUGGCUGUGUAAUACCUCGGAGGAUCAGUUUGCUGAGCUGUGGGACUGGAACCUGACAUGGUACACGGCUACUCCCAGUUUUACUUCAUGUUUUGAGAGCACUGUGCUGGUCUGGAUUCCGUGUGUCUACCUUUGGGUCCUUUUCCCCUUCUAUCACUUCUACCUUCGGAAAAACUGCAGAGGUUAUAUCAGGAUGUCGGCCAUCUUCAAAGCCAAAAUGGUUCUUGGCUUCGCCUUGGUAUUGUUGUGUAUCUCAACUUCAUUCUACAUUCUUUGGGAAGUAACCCGAAGGAUUCCACGAGCACCUGGAUUUAUCAUCGGUCCUCCUUUGCAGGUGGUCACAAUGGUCCUGGUGGUAUUCCUAACCCAGAUGGAAAGACUAAAAGGCGUCCAGUCUUCAGGCAUUUUGCUGGCAUAUUGGUUGCUCUGUUUUCUCUCUGCUAUCAUUCCCUUUACCUCUAAAAUACAACAUGCCCUGAAAGGUGGCUUUGGAGAAGAACCCUUCCAUCACAUUGCCUCAUACAUUUAUUUCACCUUGAUCCUAUCGGAACUGAUGCUUUGCUGCUUUGUAGAUCAGCCUCCCUUCUUCUCCAAAGUUAUUGAUGACGCCAACCCGUGUCCCGAAGCUGGAGCCUGUUUUGCUUCCAAAAUCACAUUUUGGUGGUUUGCUGGACUGGUCUGGAAGGGAUAUCGGCAGCCCCUACAAACAGAUGAUCUGUGGUCACUAACAAAAGAAAAUUCCUCUGAAGAGAUAGUUGCCAAGAUUGAAGAUGCAUGGAAUAAGAAUUAUGCAAGAGCCACACAAACUGCAGACUCGAUGAAAUUUAAGAGAGUGCAAGAAAGUAGCGAAACCAUAGAGGAAACCACCAUCCUACUUCAGCCGGAAUCUAAUAAAAGCACAUUGCUGCUGAAAGCUUUCUGGACCGUGUUUGGAACAUAUUUUCUUGUUGGGACUCUCAGUUUAGUCAUCGGUGAUGUCCUUCUGUUUUUGAUCCCAAAGACACUGAGUCUUUUCCUAGAUUUCAUCACCAAUCCAGAAGCUCCUUACUGGAAAGGUUAUCUCUAUGCCAUUGUGAUGUUCCUCUUAGCUUGUCUCGAGACUCUCUUUGAACAGCAGUAUAUGUAUAUGUGUCUUGUAUUGGGAGUGAGGUUAAAGACGGCCGUUACGGAUCUCGUUUAUCGGAAGAUCUUAGUCAUGUCAAACACAGCCAAGAAAGCAACCACAGAGGGGGAAAUUGUAAACUUGGUGUCUGUCGACGUCCAGAAACUAAUGGAACUUGUUAUCUAUUUUAAUGGGACUUGGCUUGCUCCCAUCCGAAUUCUCAUCUGCUUCGUCUUCCUUUGGCAGCUCCUGGGGCCAUCGGCUUUGACUGCUGUUGCAGUGUUUUCAUUCCUCUUGCCACUGAACUUUGCAAUCAGCAAGAAGAGAAGCCAGUUCCAGGAAGCUCAGAUGAAGUAUAAGGACAGUCGUGCAAAACUCACUAGUGCUGUUCUCAGUGACAUUAAAAUCCUCAAGCUGCACGGCUGGGAGAAGAACUUCAUGGGCAAAGUGUUGGGCAUCCGGACCCAAGAACUUCAAGCGCUCAGAGCAUCACAGCUUCUCUUCUCUGUCUCUCUUGCUUCCUUCCACUCCUCGACAUUUCUGAUCGCAUUCAUCAUGUUCGCAGUCUACACGUUGGUGGAUGAGCAAAAUGUCUUGGAUGUCCAGAAAGCCUUUGUCUCUCUCGCCCUGAUCAACAUACUCAACAGGGCUCAUUCUUUCCUUCCCUUCUCCAUUAAUGCUGUCAUGCAGGCAAAAAUUUCCCUAAAGCGUUUAGCUGCUUUUCUGUGCCUUGAAGAACUGGAUCAAACUGAAACAGACUCUGGUUCUUUAGACUGCAUGCUGGAUGGUGUUGUUGUAAGGAAUGGAACUUUCUGCUGGUGCAGGGAGGGCCCUCCAUGCCUUAAAAGGAUAAAUCUUGCCAUACCUCGAGGCAGUCUGUGUGCUGUGGUCGGACAGGUAGGAGCUGGAAAAUCCUCACUACUCUCUGCAUUACUUGGUGAGCUGCACAAAACUGAAGGCAUCCUUGCGAUGAAGGGCACAGUAGCAUUUGUUCCCCAGAAACCCUGGAUACAAAAUGCAUCAGUGGAAGACAAUAUCACUUUUGGACAAAAGAUGGAUCGGAGAUGGUACGACAGAGUGGUCAGAGCCUGUGCACUGCAACUGGACCUGGAUAGCUUCCCUGCUGGAAGCCAGACAGAAAUAGGAGAGAAGGGCAUAAAUAUUUCUGGAGGACAAAAGCAGAGACUCAGCUUGGCUCGAGCAGUUUACAAGAAGGCAUCGGUUUACCUUCUGGAUGACCCCCUUUCAGCUGUGGAUGCUCAGGUUGGCCAGCACAUUUUUGACCAGGUCAUUGGACCAAAUGGCCUAUUAAACAACAAGACUCGUGUUCUGGUGACCAACACCGUCCAUAUUUUGCCCAAAGUGGACAAUAUUGUUCUUAUAACGAAUGGAGCAAUCUCUGAAACAGGCUGUUGUCAAGAACUUGUGCAGAGGCAGGGGGCUUUUGCAGACUUCCUCAGGUCACACAACCCAGACAAGAAAGAGGGUCAGGAUAUGCAAGGUACAGGUGUUGAAAUUAUCCCCACAGGACGCAUGACCCACCAGAGGAAGCUUGGAGAGUCUUACAAGCCUUCGACUGAGAGAGGCGGUUACAAGCCAACAGUUGGAGAAAGGGCAGGAUUUGUGGCCGAAGGCGAAAAACGGCUAACUGGGAGGGCUAAGGCUUCCAUCUACCUGACCUACCUGAGAGUGGCGGGCUCUCUCCUCUGGGCCUACAUUGUGCUUUUGUUCAUCGGCCAGCAAGUCGCCUCGUUUUGCCAAGGGUACUGGCUCAGCCUGUGGGCCAACGACCCCGUUUGCAACGGGACACAGCAGCACACUGAGCUCCGCAUCGGCGUUUUCUUUUUCCUCGGAUUUGCUCAAGCCAUUGGAAAGUUCGGAUCUAUCGCUGCUGUCCUCUUGGCUGGGACAGUCGCAUCCCGCAAGCUCUUCUGGCGGCUUCUGUGGGAUGUCCUCCGGUCUCCUAUGACCUUCUUUGAGCAGACAUCCAGCGGUGACCUGCUCAACCGCUUCUCCAAAGAAAUGGACGCCAUUGAUUCUGUCAUCCCAGACAAGCUGAAGUCCUUGCUGGGAUUCCUGUUUAAUCUGCUGGAGAUUUACGUUGUGAUUGUAACAGCCACGCCUAUAGCAGUGGUGGCCAUCAUUCCUCUGACAGCCUUGUAUGCUGUGUUCCAGAGUUUCUUCAUCACCACCUCCUGCCAGCUGAAACGCCUGGAAGCUGCCAGCCGUUCACCCAUCUACUCCCACAUUUCAGAGACCUUCCAAGGGAGCAGCGUCAUCCGCGCGUACAAGGACCAGCAACGUUUCAUUUUGCAGAAUGAUCUUAAGGUGGAUGAAAACCACAGGGCGUCUUUCCCUACCACGGUAGCUGACAGGUGGCUUGCCACAAACAUAGAAUUCCUGGGCAACGGCAUCGUCCUUUUUGCGGCUUUACUUGCUGUGAUGAACAAAACACACCUCAGUCCAGGGAUUGUGGGCUUUUCCGUUUCCUAUGCUCUUCAGAUUACAGGUGUUUUGAACUGGAUGGUGCGGUCCUUGGCAGAAAUAGAUAACAACAUUGUCUCUGUAGAGAGAGUGACCGAUUACUCUGUGACACCAAAAGAAGCUCCCUGGACUUUGGACAAUCAUCUCCUACAUGAGAAUUGGCCGACUGAAGGAAGGAUUGAAUUUAAAGGAUAUAGCUUGCGAUACCGGCCAGAGUUAGACUUGGCUCUGAAGGACAUCAGCCUAAAGAUCAAUGGACGAGAAAAGAUUGGCAUAGCUGGAAGAACAGGGGCUGGCAAGUCUUCUCUAGCCAUGGGGCUUCUAAGACUAGUGGAAGCUGCGGCUGGUGAGAUUGUGAUUGAUGGGACCAAUAUUGCCAAAAUGGGUCUGCACGAUCUGAGAAGCAAGGUUACCAUUAUCCCGCAGGACCCAGUUUUGUUUUCGGGCUCCCUACGAAUGAACCUUGACCCCUUAAGUGUGUAUUCCGAUGAGGAGAUCUGGACUGCUCUGGACCUGAUGGUGCUCAAGAGUUUCGUUUUGGAUCUGCCUGAUCAACUGGCCCACGAGUGCUCAGAAGGAGGUGAAAAUCUGAGUGUUGGCCAGCGGCAGCUCAUCUGCCUGGCAAGAGCUCUGCUCCGGAAAGCCAGGAUCCUGGUUUUGGAUGAGGCCACUGCAGCUGUGGAUCUUGAAACAGAUUUGCAAAUUCAGUCCACCAUAAGGAUGCAGUUCAGUGAGUGCACAGUUCUAACAAUAGCCCACCGCGUCAACACCAUUAUGGACUAUGAUAGGAUUUUAGUAAUGGAAAGGGGCCGAGUAGCAGAGUUUGAUACCCCAGAGAUAUUAAUCGCCCAGAAGGGACUAUUCUACAGAAUGGCUGAAGAAUCGGGGCUGGUAUGAUGAGCGGGCUCAAGGAAUAGGCUGUGGUGCAGACUUCUUGGGUCUGGAAGAGAACACCUGACUCUUAAGCUAUCGCCAUCCUCGUGAUCAUCACUAUUAUCGCACACCAUACUAACAUGAUCCUAAGUGCCAGUCUUUAUGGAGCCCAAACAGCAUGCAAAGACACAAACACACACACACAAGUGAGAAGUAUUAGCAGUUUUGAGGAAACCAUACAACGUGUAAAAGAAACAUAUUUAGGGGAGGGACCCACACCCCAAAGAGCCCAGUGAGGAGUGAGCGUAUCUAGUGGACAGGGAAGGGCAAAUUUUUCCAUUUCAGUUCCUCUCAGUUUCCCAACUUUAAAUUCAGUUCUCUACAUUUACACAAUAGUUUGCAAUUAAAAAAAAAAGUUCUCAUGAAAAUUCACAUUUUAGUGUGCAUUUUUGCUAAUACAUACACAUUUGUGUGCAAUUUUGCCUAAUACACGCAUUUUUGAAUGAAUGAAUCUUUAUUAUUCAGAGCCAUAGGCCACCACAAUUAAACAGGCAUAAAAAAUACAAAAUACAUAUUAAAACAGAUCAUAUUACAAUAAAACACAGUUCUUUAGCAUAAAAUGGAAGAGCAGUUCAAAUAAAAUUUCCUCUCCUGGAAGAUACCUUGACCCAUGCAUUUUUGCAAAGCAGUUUCCCAAAAUAUAAUGAAUCUUUGUAUGUUGUUUUCACCGAUAUGUGCCUUUUUAUACACACUCUACCCCAGUAUAUGCAUUUUUGUACACAUGACUUGACUGAGGAACUGCGUGGCAAAAUUCAGAGAAGUGCAAGUUUCAAAGGAUAGCUGUGUUUCAGUUCAUAUGUUUCAGAAAGUGCAAAUUAGGUAGGUUCACCUUUAAAUGCAAACUGAAUCUAAUUUGUCCCCCAUUCCUGCUGGUGGACCUCACACGCUGAUCUUUGGGAGAGAGGGAAAUGGAAAACUAGGUGGGUGGGGGACUGGUGUGGGUACUCCUGAACAGGAGCACUCCACACUGCAACACUUUGUUGCAGUCCUGUAUGUUGUUAAAGCACAUUGCGUGUAAAGGGAGAGAUAAAAGGUCCCUGGACAACAACCCUGCAAGGUCAUUCUCAUGCUACAGAUGAGGAACUGAGGCUGAAAGGCCAUUCAUUCCGUGGGAAGCUUAAGCCAGAUUUCUCUGGCUCAAAGUCCAGCAUGAUGCUAACUAGACUGCAGUGGCUAAUCCAGUACACAAUGAGGAAUGAGGACGAUCCGCAUGGCAAGCUAAGCCAUGCAUGGCACAGAGGUGGUGCUAUGCAAAGCCAGUUUCUGCCUGAUAAAGGCACUGAGAAGGCUGGACCUAUGGGGGCAGCUGCUGUCCCCUGGAUUUCGUCCAACUUUCUACAGUGUUUCUUUUUCUGAUGUCAACAAUGUAACAUCUUCAAAAUGUCUGUCUUGCCAAGAAUGUUGCUUUGAUUGAAACACAAGCAGAGAAAUGGGACUAUGGGUAGAUUCGGGGGGGUGUGUGAUAAUGAGUUGCAUCCAACUGAUAUUUACUUAGAGAAGACCAGUUGAAAUUAAUGACCCUGUUAGUUAUGUACAUCAAUCUCAAUGGGUGUACUCUAGGACUAACAUUGGCUACCUCCCAUUGAAAGUAAGCAUUUCUAAUAGCGGUUUGGUUUAAUCUGAAUCGCAGUACAUGCACUUGCAAUCCUCACAGCAGUCCUGUAAAGUAGGCUAGUGUUAUUAUCUUUGGUGAUAGAUGGAAGGGGCUCUGAGGCUGUGAGAGGGAAUGCUGUGUCUAAGGCCAGCCACUGACUUUAUGGCAGAGGCCAGGUUUUAUACAAGGACUUCCUGAUUCAUUGUCACUUACAGCAGCACAAUCCUAGACAUGUCUGCUCAGAAAUAAGCCCCAUUGACCAGAGCUUGGAAAAGUUACUUUUUUGAACUACACCUCCCAUCAGCCCCAACCAGCAUGGCCACUGGAUUGGGCUGAUGGGAGUUGUAGUUUAAAAAAAAGUAACUUUUCCAAGCUCUGCCCUUGACUUCACUGGAUCUUAUUCAUGUAUAGGUUUGCACUGUAAAUCUCUCAACUACUGUGCUACUCCAUGGUGGUGUCCUUGGUUUUCUUCUGUUGUGGAUCUGCCUCAAAUUCAUUUCAAAGAAAAUAAAAUUGUCUGUUUGGCGACACGUGUUGGCUAGUAUGUGCAUGGUGCGAGUUUAGUACAAGCAGGACGUGAGCACAGUAGCACUUUCCCACUCAUGUUCCUAGUCACAGGUGUGUGUAUGUGUUAAUAUCCUAUGAAAUUUCAUGAAAAAACGUUCUAGAUCAGCUUUUAAAGCAACACCAUACUAUAGUAUUAUAGUAACUUUGAAGCCUAAGCCACUCACUUAUGCAGGUUUUCCACCAAAUUCUAUGGAAUUCAAGGUGAAAAUUGGGGAUUUAUGACUUCAGAAUAGCAGCGGCGUCACUAGCGGGAGUGUGGGGGGGGUGCAGACCUCUGGUGCGCACCCUCCCAGGUGCAUGGAUGGGGGUGGCUGGUCUUGCAUGCGCGCACUCACCACACGCUCCAGGCUGGCUCGCCCGCCCGCCUCCGAGGAGUUGGCUGUGCCGACCCGGAGCGCUUCUCGGCUCCUUUGCCAACCAACGGUGCAGGGCCAGGCGGCUCUGGGUGUCACCCCCCUCAGGGUAUCACCCGGGUGCGGUCUGCACCCUCCGCACCCCGGUAGUGACGCCCCUGCAGAAUAGCAUUACUAAAUGUGAGGGAGAGGGGUUUAGUGGUGUUUGCAUCAGUUCUGUACACUUAAACCAAUUGCAUUUUUCCUGCCUUCUUUUCUGGUGUUAGCAUUAACAUUAUUGAGGCCUCGGGCAUCUUUCUUUGUGCUCAUUUGGCUCACAGUCACACAGCAUUAUGGAUGCAGGCAUUUGAACUGGCCUCCUUGAACACACUUCAUUCAUAUGCCAGAGAGCUACGCUAAUUGCCUGGGCAGCGAUGCAGACUAUAAAGCCUUCAUAUAAAGAUUCCUGGAUGAUACAGAUUAUCUGGAUCCAUUUCAAUCUGGUUUCAGGCCUGGCUAUGGGACAGAGACAGCUUUGGUCGCCUUGGUGGAUGACCUACGCAGAGAACUGGACAGGGGGAGUGUGUCUCUGCUGGUUCUACUGGACCUCUCAGCGGCUUUCGAUACCAUCGAUCAUGGUAUCCUUCUGGGCCGCCCUGCCAAGAUGGGACUUGGGGGCACUGUGUUACAGUGGCUCCAAUCCUUCCUGGAGGACCGAACCCAGAAGGUGGUACUGGGGGACUCCUGCUCGACCCCUUGGCCAUUGACCUAUGGGGUCCCUCAGGGUUCCGUUUUGUCCCCCAUGUUAUUCAACAUCUACAUGAAACCGCUGGGAGAGGUUGUCCGGGGUUUUGGGGUUUGGUGCCAUCAGUAUGCUGAUGACACUCAACUCUAUUUCUCUUUUCCACCUGAAGCCAAGGAAGCUGUACAGGCCCUAAACCAGUGUCUGGCAUCAGUGAUGGACUGGAUGAGGGCAAACAAGUUGAGAUUAAAUCCUGACAAAACAGAGGUACUCCUGGUCAGUCGGAGGGCAGAUCAGGGAAUAGGGAUUCAACCGGUACUGGAUGGGGUCGCACUCCCCUGAAGUCUCAGGUUCGCAGUUUGGGUGUACUCCUGGACUCAGCUUUGAAUUUGGAGGCCCAGAUUGCUGCUGUAUCCAGGAGCGCAUUUGCCCAAUUAAAACUUGUGCGCCAGCUGCGCCUGUUCCUGGAGCUACCUGAUCUGACUAGGGUGAUGCAUGCCUUGGUUACAUCCCGCUUAGACUACUGUAACGCGCUCUACGUGGGGCUGCCUUUGAAGACUGUUCGGAAACUUAAAUUGGUACAAAGAGCUGCAGCCAGAGUGCUAACUGGGGCUGGUUACAGGGACCAUACAACUCCCCUGUUACAACAGCUCCACUGGCUGCCAAUUUGUUUCCGGUCACAAUUCAAAGUGCUGGUUUUGACCUACAAAGCCCUAUACGGCUCAGGUCCAGACUAUUUGACAGAUCAUAUCUCCGUACAUGAACCUGUCCGGGAUUUGAGAUCUUCAGGUGAGGCCCUUCUUGUGUUCCCCACACCUUCGCAAGCACAUAUGACGCGGACACGACAUAGGGCCUUUUCGGUGGCCGCCCCUAGGCUGUGGAACUCCCUUCUGAGUGAGGUGCGAUCAGCUCCCUCCUUGCCGUCUUUCCGGCGACAAGUAAAGACUGUUUUAUUUCAAUGGUCAUUUGGGAUAGAGAACGACCAGGAUUAAGUGUCAUAGGUUUGAUUAUUACAUUAUAUGAUUUUAUUAUUUUAAAUUGUCCGCUGUUUUUAACCUAUAUUUUAUGGUUUUAAUUUUUCUCAUAGUUUAAUUCUUUUUUAAUAAUAUACUCUGUAUGUUUUAAUGGUGUUGUUUUUAGUUGUAAGCCCCACAGCCUCGGGGUUGUACUUGAUUCCAAGCUGUCCAUGGAGGCUCAGAUUUCGGCAGUGAGCCGGGCAGCUUGGUAUCAACUACACCUUAUACGUAGGCUGCAACCCUACCUUCCUGUUCAUCAGCUCCCACUGGUAAUACAUGCCCUGGUCACCUCUCGAUUAGAUUACUGUAAUGCGCUCUACGUGGGGUUACCCUUGAAAAUGGUCCGGAAACUACAACUUAUACAAAAUGCGGCGGCUCGACUACUUACAAACAGUCGUUGCCGGGACCACAUCACGCCAGUGUUGUUCGAUCUACACUGGCUUCCAGUUGUUUUCCGGGCCCAAUUCAAGGUGUUGGUAUUAACCUUUAAAUCCCUAUAUGGUCUCGGCCCAGUUUAUCUAAAGGAGCGCCUACAACGCCACCAAUUAUGCCGCCUGACAAGAUCGGCCACACAAGGCCUUCUCUCAGCCCUGCCAACCAAAGCAGCUAGAUUGGCGGGAACUAGAGAGAGGGCCUUUUCAGUGGCGGCCCCCACCCUCUGGAACUCCCUCCCACAAGGUCUUCGGCACGCCUCUUCCCUGAAUAUGUUCCGCAAGGCCUUAAAGACCUGGCUUUUUCAACAGGCUUUUGGGACUUCUGGGGAGGCUUAAUGUUCUUAUGAUCGAAAUGCCUCCUACCCUGUAUUGUUUGUUAUCAUAAUUUAUAUUGUUAUAUUGUAUUGUAUUGUAUUGUAUUUUGCUGUAUUUUACUAUAUGUACGUCACCUAGAGUGGCUACCGGCCAGAUAGGCGACACAUAAAUUAAAUUUUAUUAUUUUAUUA
This is a messenger RNA of Rhineura floridana, 9932 nucleotides long. It is a transcript of the gene ABCC6, whose product is annotated as ATP binding cassette subfamily C member 6. Bases 209 to 4705 code for a protein of 1498 amino acids. NCBI's taxonomy places the organism in Eukaryota, Metazoa, Chordata, Lepidosauria, Squamata, Rhineuridae. Gene Ontology annotation, molecular function: ATP binding; ABC-type transporter activity; ATP hydrolysis activity. The record is from RefSeq and is a predicted model, not a curated record. Gene Ontology annotation, biological process: transmembrane transport. Gene Ontology annotation, cellular component: membrane. The transcript has 31 exons.